UAGCAGUUCUAAAGCUUGGGAGCAUUGUGGCCCUCUCAUGCUGCUUCCAGACUCUGCAGGCAUACUUGGAGCUGUGUAUCCCAUCACUGCUGUGAGUAUUGUGUUGCUCUCCAAACAGGGAGGGGAGCAGAGAGCGGGGUUCUGAUUCUGCCUCUCUGUGGACCAGGCUUGGUGCCGAGAUGGGCAAACACUUGCUGCUGCUUGGUCUGCUCCUGUCCCUUCCUUUGAUCACAGCCUGGACUGUUGUCAAUUGCCUAGUGACCGAAGGCUCUCAGCUGCCUCUGGUCUCCCGAUACACCCUGCUGUGCCACUUGGACACCAGCCUGUCCCUCUUUGCCUCAUGCUCCUCAGUGACAAACCUGACACAGGUCUUGGAGACUGUGCCACCGAGUGUGGAGGGGCUCUGUCUCUCUGGUUCCAUUUCUGUCCUGCCCCCGGAUGCCUUCUCCCACUUCCCUGGGCUCAAGGUCCUGGGGCUGAAUCUGCAUUUCACCCAGCUCCUGCCAGGAGCCCUCCGGGGCUUGGAGCAGCUGCGGCGGCUCACCUUCCUAGGCCGCCACACGGAUUUUCUCUAUUUACCCCCUGAUGCCUUUGGCAACUUGAGCUCCCUCCAGUACCUUACUUUCUCGGGUCCCUGCUUGGACGGAAGCUUGGGUGUCCGGCUGCCUCCCGGUCUACAGCUGCUGGCUGUGACACACAGCUGCCUGCAGAAUGUGGGGGUUCUGGCCGACAUUUUCCCAGACCUGGUGCUGGCCUCCUCCUCUGGGGAUGCCUGGGCCCUGGACACAUUGGACUUGUCAUUCAACAAACGGCUGAACAUAACCAGCCCUGGGGCCCUCCCAGGCCUCCAGCUGAGGACUCUGCAUCUGGAUCACACAAAUACGGAGGUAGCUGCUGUGGCUGAACUGGGACUACAGAGGCUGGAUGCCCUGUCUGCGAAGAAAACUGGCAUGGCUCAACUGCCUGUCGGGGUAAUUGCUCACUUUGGGCUGCAAGAGCUGCACUUGGGACUCACUCAGAUAGGGCGCAUAGCUCCCGAGGCUCUGGCUUCCUGCCACAGCCUGAAGAGCUUGGAUCUUAAGAGCAGUCGUCUGAUUGACCUGCCACCAGGCUUCCUGGCCGCCAUGCCCAGUCUUCAGACAUUAAAGCUCACAAUCAACCAACAGCAGAUUGCCAUGCUGUGCAUGAAUGGGACAGGGGCUGAGUCAGGACUGUGGGCCUUGGAUCUGUCUAACAAUGGGCUGUAUACCAUGUUCCCAGACACCUUUUCCUGCUUGCCCCACCUGCGGGAACUGCUACUUCAGGGAAACCAGCUGUUUCACCUGGAUGGCCAGGUGUUCCAGGGCCUGAGGAGGCUGCAGACAUUGGACUUGAGUCGGAAUCCACUGGCAGCCCUGGGCAAGGGCUGGCUGGGAUCGCUACCUGCACUGACCACCCUAAACCUGCUAGACACCCAGAUCGUGCUGAGCUCAGCCUGGGACUUCUGGGGCCCAGAGAGGUUGAACAACUUGAGACUGAGGCUUCUCUCUGGGCCUCCCAGAAUGUUGUCCUUGCCUGUGGGGCUGGCCAGCUUGGAGCUUCAUGCAGUCUCAGGCAUGAAGCCUUGGAAGCUCGUUACUGAUGUCCUUCCAGUCUUACAGACUCUGACCCUAAAAGGCUGGGGACUACAGCUAGGGGUCCAAAAUAUCUCCAAGAUUUUCCCUGCCCUUCAUCAACUCUCCCUGCUUGGCAAUAGCUUGGAGGCCCUCUGCUCGCAGGACACCUCCCAUUUCUUCCUCUGGCAGCUCCCUGGGCUCAAGCAGCUGAAUGUGAAGGGGGACGGGCACAACCUCAGACCCUGCUGCAUCACAGGGCUACCCAGCCUGAGGGAGCUGAAGCUGCAGCUUCUGCAGUCCCGAGCCCGGCCACGCCCAGUGCGGCUUGAGGAGCUGGUGGGUGAGCUGCCGAUGCUGGAGGUGCUGCAGCUGGAACACACGGGGCUGGAGACACUGUCCGCUGCUGCUUUCCAAGGCCUGCGCAGUCUCCAGAUCUUAGUGCUGGGCUGGGAGAAUGGCCUUGUGCUGGAUGGCAGCCUCCAGGAGCAUAGCCCCCAGAUGCCCCAGUACAUGUAUUUUCUGACAUCGUCCUUGGCUUGCCAGUGUGCCAAUGCCUGGGUGGGGCCCUGGCUUGAGCGGUCCCCUAGAACAUACGUGCACAUAACAACACACCAGCUGUGCCAGCCAGAAGCUGGGGGCCACUCCAACAGACCUCUUUUCCCUUUUCUCUGGAGCCACUGCCCCCAGACUUUGGGGCUAGAGCUUUUUUUGGGCAGCUCUGCUCUGCUGCUUCUGCUGAUCUCCUUGGCCUUCCUACAAGCGACCAGGAACUGGAUCGUCUAUCUCAAGGCUUUGUUCAGGGCUUGGCUCCAGGGUCUGAGGGGUCAGAGGAGUGAGGGCAAGAGAUUCCUUUACGACGUGUUCCUGUCACACUGCAGGCAAGACCAGGGCUGGGUGGUGCGGGAGCUGCUGCCUGCUCUGGAGGGCUGCCCUCCGGUUGGCUGGGGCCUGCGUGUCUGCCUCCCUGAGCGCGAUUUUGAGCCAGGCAAGGACGUGGCAGACAAUGUGGCAGACAGCAUGGUGGGCAGCCGGAUCACAAUUUGUGUGCUGAGUCAACAGGCCCUGUGCACACCUCGCUGCCUCCUGGAACUCCGCCUGGCCACAUCCCUCCUGCUGGCUGCCCCCUACCUACCAGCGCUGCUACUGGUCUUCCUGGAGCCUAUCUCCCGCCACCAGCUCCCCCGCUACCACAGGCUAGCCUGGCUGCUCCGCCGAGGAGACUAUCACAUGUGGCCCAGGGAAGAUGAAAGAAAGGAUGACUUCUGGGCUUGGCUGGGGAGGAGGCUGGGGCAGCCCGGGUAAUGGUAGAGUAGGUGCACAGGUGAGGGAGGUGGAGGUAGAUAAAAGCAAGCCAGCUUGGCAGGGAGACAGUGGGCAUAUGUGGGGGUGUGAGACUGAACUCAGCUCCUGGUGGGUGGUAGGGUGCUGCUUGUGCAGGGAGGGUCAAAGGUUGGGAACACAGGCUUUGGGAAGGCUCUGGAGGGUGAAUGAGAACAUUUGGGAGAUGGUACAGUGGCUACGUGGCAUGUGAUGUGAUCUCCAGAUUUCCAAAUUGUCUGUAAAUUUACUGAGACCAUGAAAUGCUCAACUCGAUUGGAUUUUUAUUUUUUUAAUGGAAAUCCACACGAGGCAGAAAGCUAAGGUCCUAGAGUCACAGGAACUGAAGCCCAAGGAAAUAAGAUUGGAAUUCAUGGAAAGUGUAGAGGAGAAGGAAGGGCUCUGAAUAGUCCUAAAAUGUGGGAUGAAGUCCAGGCCAAGUUUGAUCAGAUCUUCACAGGGUAGAGGGACUCCUUUUGCGACCUAGGUUAUAGAAGGGAUUGACAGCUGAGGAUCAAAAAGCUGAGCAGCUGAGACUCUGCCCAGGUGGUAGCAGACUGAUUGCCUGUUCCCUCCAUAAAAACAUAAAGGCAUGUUACAUCUAUCAUCUUGUUUGAUCCUUACAACAACACUGGGAGGAGGAACCCACCCCCCUUGGCACUUCGCACUCUAGCCAUGCUAAACUACUUGUAGCUCCCAGUAUGGCAUUUUAAAAAAUUUUUUACCUCGGGGCCUUUGCACGUGCUGCUCCUUCUCCCAAGAACACCCCUUCCUCUGGGGACCUCCAAUGAGUCCUUUAGCAUUCGGCUCAGACAUAUCGCCGGAAGUCUUCCCUAGUCUCCCAGACUGGGUACGCUGCUGCCUGAGCUCCCACAACUUGCGUCCUGUACUUCCUUUUCUCAGAGUACUGAUCACACUAUACUGUUCCUCUCAUAGGUCUGGAAGCCCUUGGCACAAUGGUUUCCAAAGUAGGGUGCACAAGAUGAUCCACUGGGGUUUAGGAAAAAAAUGUUAUAACUUCUGUUUAUUUUUAUUUUAUCUCACCUUACUCCAGAGCUGGUCUGCCUGCUUUUUAGCCAUAUGUCUUUGGCACAUUACUUAACCUCUCUAUACCUAUUUCCUCUUCUGUACUAGUAUUAUACCCUCCCUCAAAGACUUUUGCUGAGAAUUAAAUGAGUUAAUAUGUAUAAAGCACUGGAAACAUGACAUAAUGCACUGUAAAUGUUCAAUAAAAGUUAGCUAUUGUUAGAGGGUACCAGACAGAACUGGAGAAAAAUGUAGAACAAAAUUCAAACUCACAAAAAAAGACCAGACUUACUGGUCUGAUGGAGGCUGAAGAAACCCUGCGAAUAUGGCCCCUGGACACCUUUUUAACUCAGUACUGAAGUCACUCCUGAGGGUCACCCUUCAGCCAAAGAUCACAUCACAGGAUUGGCAACCAAUGUCAUGAAACAAUAUGUCUCAAUUGUUUAAUGAGAAAUUAAUUUGCUUGUAAAGCUUCACCUAAGGCACAAUAAAACCACCAAACCAAACCCAUUGCCAUCGAGUCAAUUCCAACUCAAAACCACCCUGUAGGACAGAGAAGGAGAUGGUGGAUUUGAACUG
Molecule: messenger RNA, 4517 nt
Organism: Loxodonta africana (African savanna elephant)
Lineage: Eukaryota; Metazoa; Chordata; Mammalia; Proboscidea; Elephantidae
Product: toll-like receptor 12
Exons: 1
Coding region: 180-2897 (905 amino acids)
Biological process (GO): immune response; inflammatory response; toll-like receptor signaling pathway
Cellular component (GO): plasma membrane
Molecular function (GO): transmembrane signaling receptor activity; protein binding
Source: RefSeq, a predicted model, not a curated record